Molecule: messenger RNA, 2862 nt
Organism: Electrophorus electricus (electric eel)
Lineage: Eukaryota; Metazoa; Chordata; Actinopteri; Gymnotiformes; Gymnotidae
Product: G2/M phase-specific E3 ubiquitin-protein ligase-like
Biological process (GO): ubiquitin-dependent endocytosis
Cellular component (GO): early endosome
Molecular function (GO): ubiquitin protein ligase activity
Source: RefSeq, a predicted model, not a curated record
CUCACGGCAGACAGUCGCAUAACUACUCGCGUGUUCUACGGUGAGCUGCCGCGACGCUUUCAGAGACGUUAAAGGAAGAGGCAACAUGAAGAAACACGCUCGCGUUUGUGGGAGUCGUUGUCUCGGUCCCAUUCGGUUCCUUUCAGAGGCCAAAGGACAGCUCGUUACGAUUUCCCAAGGAGGGUGCCUCGCGACGAGGGACACUUCGUCCUUCAGGCAUGGGUUGGUUUUCCUCGUGCGUCCAGUUAAGCUAAAUGAAAAGAUUCGCAUACGUAUAGAAGGUGGAGUAUCGUCGCGGGACGGGGCCCUCCGCAUCGGUUUCACCAACAACCCCCCGAACCUGAUACCGCCAACCACUUUACCGGACAUGCACGGUACGCCGAGAUGCCGCGUCGUGCCGGUUCCCGAGGAGGUGUGCCUACCCGGCGCAGAAAUGGAAUUCUGGUUGAACUACGCAUCGUUGGUGCUGAUUCGUGGAACGGAUAGGAAGAAAUACUGCAUGAAGGCAAAAGAGCUCAGUCUAAACGAGCCGCUCUAUGUUUUCUUGGAUCUGUAUGGAAACACGAGCGCAGUGCGUCUUCUAGGUUCGAGAAAGGGGGCUCGCACUUCAUGCCCAGACGAGCUACUACAUUCCAAAAGCCUGACUGACAGUGAUGCAACGACAGUGUCCAGCGAGAAAGUACAUUCAGAUACUAGACGAGUUCUUAGAGAAGCAUCAACAUGGCGAGCCAGAUUUGCUCCAUCUUAUGUCAAUUCACCAGUAUAUACACAAGGACCAGACCCAACCAAAUGCACACAGACUACAACCAACAGAAACCUCCAAAACAGGAAUCUUCAGUUAUCAAUGGAAGAGAUGGAUGUCACCUUCUUGCUGAGAGUGUUUCAGUGCCAACAUCUCAGUUCCAGCAAGGUCCACGUGAUCAUCAGGAGGAAACGACUCCUUAAGAGCGCCAUCAUAGCUAUGUCUAGCAGCAACUUUCACUGGACUAAAACCCCUCACAUUGAGUUUGUCGGUGAGGAAGCCUUUGACAAUGGCGGUCCAAGAAGGGAGUUUUUUAGACUUCUGAUGAUCGAGGUACAGAGCAGUCUGGGUAUUUUUGAGGGGAAGCCGGGACACUUAUUCUUCACUUACGACCAGAGUGCUUUGCAGCAGCACAAGUACAAGCAGGCCGGAAAGCUGGUUGCUUGGUCUGUAGCUCAUGGAGGACCAGGACUCAAGGCUCUAGACCCUUGUCUUUACCUGCUCAUGUGUGAUCAGGACACUCAACUCGCCGACUUUGACUGGCGUCUAAUUCCAGAUGCUGAUGUCCAGGAAAAAGUACAAAAAAUUUUGUCUUGCAGGACAAGUGAACACCUUUGUGCCCUGCAAAGAGAACUAGGAGACUGGAUCUGCGACUGUGGCUUUCCGGGCAUUUAUGGACCAAAGAUUUCCAUCCAAGACCUUCCUAAGAUUUACUCCUACAUUGUGAAGCACUACAUUUACCUCAGAGUAUCGAGUAUGGUUGUCCAGUUCAUGGAGGGCAUGAACUCAUACGGUGGGCUUUGGGACACAGUGAAAGCGAACUGGAUUGAUUUCCUUCCCAUUUUUACCAACAUGAAUGAACCCAUAUCCAGAAAUUCAAUCACGGCCCUUUUCCAAAUCAACUGGAGUAGGGAAGGAACCAAGAGCAGAGAGGAAGAAGAGGAGACUGUCUAUUACUGGGAGCUGGUGCUUAGGAUGAUUGAGGAUAAAAAAACAGAAUUAUCUUUCCGAGAGCUCCUAGCAUUCAUUACUGCAACAGAUGAAGUUCCAGCCUUGGGAUUCCCCCAGAAGCCCAGCAUCAACUUUUACCAUCCUGACAGGCACGGCUGCCGCCUACCAUAUGCCUCAACGUGUAUGAUGGGACUUUUCCUCCCCAGGGGGGUCAAAAGCCAAGCAGAACUUAAUGCAAUGCUUCUCCGAGCUGUGAGAGACUCAGCAGGCUUCGGUAAAACAUAGGAAUGUGUUGUAGUCAGUGGAUUGUUAGUCUACCCAAAAGUAUAAUAUUUAUUUAUGACUAUGUUGUGUAUUUGCUCAAGGAAUUUAAGCGUUCACACUUUUAACUGUCACAUCACUCCAGCCCUCAGAGAUGGCAGGUAUCAGUGUGCUUAGCCUAUGGAUAUUCUUUCUCUUGUGAAACAUGUUUAAUUAAGAACAGGUGCAUCUGCACUGUUUGGCUUAACAAAUGACCUCUUGCUUAUUAGCAUUUUGUCAAGCUUUACAAACCUUUACAAACAAGCUUUACAAAUGUCUGUUUACUGAAAUAUGAAAAUAACAGACAUUUUAGGGAAGUCGUGGCAUACUGGCAGACACCAGCAUGAAUGGCCAGUGAAUGAAGGUUAGCAGAAAGGUGAGAGUAUUGGGAAGAAGAAGAGCAGAGUACCUUGCACACGAUUGCUAUUUAGAAUUUUCCAAUAUUCUAAAUGGUAAGAAGCUAAGAUAUGAACUAUGGAUUUUCACAUGCCCUGGUUCCCAGGAUCCUAGUGAUCAAAAAGGAAAGCCCAAUUGAAAUUGGUUCAUUCCUAUUGUACAGUGGUUGUUGUGUCCCUGGAGGCUGCUUCCUUGUGCACUGUAUGUGAUGAGCUGUGUGGCUUCUGGCAGUGAAACAAGAAAAUGUCACUUUUCAACCUAUUACAGGGAGAGUUGGGACUCUCCAUUGAGAGUGCUGUUCUCUUGCUUCUGUGUUUAUACCUUAAACAUUUCUUUAUCACACUAUACGAAAAUGUAAGAAAACAACAACAGAAACACUAACUGAAGUGUUUCCUUUGCAAAUCAAAAAUUGUAAAUUUGAAGAACAGAUGAAAAUUUUUAGUUCAUGUUUCCUUUUUGUUUCUAACAACUAG